Lutzomyia longipalpis is the source of this 1479-nucleotide messenger RNA. RefSeq names its product aquaporin-11 (gene AQP). Bases 482 to 1288 code for a protein of 268 amino acids. Gene Ontology annotation, cellular component: cytoplasm. Lineage: Eukaryota; Metazoa; Arthropoda; Insecta; Diptera; Psychodidae. The transcript is spliced from 5 exons. Gene Ontology annotation, molecular function: channel activity. The record is from RefSeq and is a predicted model, not a curated record.
CGAGCAAACAUUCUCAGCCGUUACAGAGAGCGAGGUGAUCUAAAUAUAAAAAUUUCAUAUAUGAGAUCAACCACAUUAGUCUGUGGGCUGUAUGUGGUGCAGCCAGCUGAUGAAGAUCCCUCCUCUAUAGUGCACUUUGCGGGUGUUUUGCGAUAACAUCAUCUGGAUACGUUGAGAUAAAAUGUGAUGUGAUUUAUGUGCGUCUGAUUUAAAGAGAUUUUUCGUGGUUCUGUGUCUCGUUCUUGUGUGUAUUACGCAAUCGAGGUAAAGAUGCUAAAGAAUUUUAUUCACAAAAACUCAACUUGAAUAGCUAAUGAGGUGUAUUUUAAUCAGUGACAACAUUCUACGCGUUCAAUUCAGUUAGAAAUUUGGAACAGGUGAUUAUAGAAGUACCUUCAUAAAAGCACGACUACCAAAGAAAUUAAAAUUAAUCGUCGUGCGACUGUGUGACGCUAAACUCAAUUGAUUUGGCCAGACAACGAUGUCUCUGCCGGCACUUCUAGUCAGCACGGGAUACAUGGGUAUCUCGUGCGCUCUCGCACAGACAGCCCGGAAGCUGACCAGCCGUAUGGUCAAGGAGGGUCUUGUGCAGGAACUCUUCUUCGAAGCCAUUGCAGCUGCUGAACUCUGUGCCUGCUGCUUUGAAUUAAUCAUCGUUGCUGACAACUUUGGUGUAGCCACAUAUGCCAUCUACCUAUUCCUUUUAACAGUUUGGUGGUCACAAGUUUGGGGUGAUGCAACGGCUUGUCCCUACACGCACAUGGAGGAUAUGGUUGAAGGGAAGACAUCACCGAGGAAUGUGGCUCUAAAGACAUGGGCCCAACUAAUGGGUGGAUGUUGUGUAUUUCGUUUUGUCCAAGUUCUCUGGUGGUUGGAACUGGCUUCAACGCACGAGGGAAGGGCCUUUGCGGAAUGCACAGCAGAUCUUCAGGUCAACCCUUAUCUUGGAGCCAUUAUUGAGGGUAUUGCCACACUCCUUUGUCGUUUAGCAUCGAGAUCCCUUGGCGAAUUGGGCCCUAAGCACGCAACAUUGAUUGAUUCCUUCAUUGGGACAAGCCUCGUUGUGGCCGUUGUUUCUAAAAUUCUAGCUUUCAAUCUCUCCGGUGGCUACUUCAAUCCCGUCCUUGCCACUGCCCUCAAAUGGGGAUGCACCGGACACACCAACAUUGAGCACAUCAUUGUUUACUGGAUUGGAGCAUGUGUAGGAGCAGUUCUAUCCGUUCCUCUGUUUAAACUCCCAACCGUUCAUAGUAUUCUCGUGGGAGACGCCAAAUCCAAAGAUGAAUAGACCUGGACAAUACUCGCUGUGAGUGAACUUUUUUUCUGAUCACGAAGAUCGAUGUAACGACUACCAUCCGCCAUUGAGCGGUUUGUUGAGAUUUUUACGAAUUUUUACCUCCUCCAAAGAGACAAUAAAUUCAAAAGUGAUGUAUUGAAGCAAAAUAAUGUUAAAAAUAAAUUAUUUUAAUUGUUUCAAAA